Molecule: messenger RNA, 3348 nt
Organism: Charadrius vociferus (killdeer)
Lineage: Eukaryota; Metazoa; Chordata; Aves; Charadriiformes; Charadriidae
Product: protein regulator of cytokinesis 1-like
Exons: 33
Coding region: 109-3348 (1079 amino acids)
Biological process (GO): vesicle-mediated transport; microtubule cytoskeleton organization; mitotic spindle midzone assembly
Cellular component (GO): spindle; cytoplasm; mitotic spindle midzone
Molecular function (GO): microtubule binding
Source: RefSeq, a predicted model, not a curated record
AUUGUGGAGGCUCAACACGAGGUGGACAAGCUCUACAAGGUGGAGAGCCGGCCAGCCCUCAGCACCAGCGACCAGUUCUGCUUCCUCGUCCGGCCACGGAUCAAGACGAUGAGGUACAUCGCUGAUAUUGUCAAUGCUGACAAGAUGUCAGGGAGGAGCAGGAAGUACAAGAUUAUCUUCAGCCCCCAAAAGUUUUACGCUUGCGAGAUGGUGCUGGAGGAAGAGGGAGUCUUUGGUGAUGUCACCUGCGAUGAAUGGUCCUUCUACCUGCUCCCUUUGGACGAAGACAUCAUCAGUAUGGAGCUGCCCGAGUUCUUCCGCGACUACUUCUUGGAGGGAGAUCACCGCUGGAUCAACUCCGUCGCUCGAGCCCUGCAGUUACUGAACUCCCUGUACGGACCUUUCGGCAAGGCCUAUGGGAUUGGCAGGUGUGCCAAGAUGAGCUACGAGCUGUGGCGCGACCUGGAGGAAGAGAGCGAGGGGGACAGCCAGGGCAGGAAGCCAGAGAUUGGCAACGUCUUCCUCAUGGACAGAGACCCAGACUACGUGACAGCGCUGUGCUCCCAGAUGGUGUACGAGGGGCUGGUGGACGACACCUUCCGCAUCAAGUGUGGGAGCGUGGAUUUUGGGCCAGAUGUCACCUCUUCUGACAAGAGUAUUAAGGUGCUGCUCAAUGCCCAGGACAAAGUCUUCAGCCAGAUUCGGAAUGAGCACUUCUCUAGUGUGUUUGGCUUCCUGAGCCAGAAGUCGCGUAACCUUCAGGCACAGUAUGACCGGCGCCGCGGCAUGGACAUCAAGCAGAUGAAGAACUUUGUCUCCCAGGAACUGAAGGGACUAAAGCAAGAGCAUCGCCUGCUGAGCCUGCAUAUUGGUGCCUGUGAGUCCAUCAUGAAAAAGAAAACCAAGCAGGACUUCCAGGAGAUGAUCAAGGCUGAACACUCUCUGCUGGAGGGCUUCGACAUCCGUGAGAGCACCAGCUUCAUAGAGGAGCACAUCGACCGGCAGGUGUCCCCCAUCGAGAGCCUGCGCCUGAUGUGCCUCCUGUCCAUCACGGAGAACGGUCUCAUCCCCAAAGACUACCGCUCCCUGAAGACCCAGUACCUGCAGAGCUACGGGCCUGAGCACUUGCUGACCUUCCACAACCUCAAGCGCAUCGGGCUGCUGACCGAGCAGUCGGCUGGAGAGACCCUGACUGCUGUGGAGAGCAAAGUCAGCAAGCUGGUGACGGACCGUGCUGCAGGAAAGAUCACAGAUGCAUUUAAUUCUUUGGCCAGGAGGAGCAAUUUUCGAGCCAUAAGCAAGAAACUGGGGUUGAUCCCCCGGGUGGACGGAGAGUACGACCUGAAGAUGCCUCGGGACAUGGCUUAUGUGUUCAGCGGCGCCUACGUCCCCCUAAGCUGCAAGAUCAUUGAGCAGGUACUGGAGCGCCGGGGCUGGCUGGGCCUGGAGGAGGUCGUGCGGCUGCUCAACGGCAAUGAGUUUUCCAUCUCAGACAGCGCCGUGGAAGACAACCCUGCCUGGGAGUCCCAGCGCGUCAUCCUCGCCGUCUUCCUGGGGGGCUGCACCUUCUCUGAAAUCGCUGCUCUUCGGUUUUUGGGGAAGGAGAGAGGUAAGAGCUGCAGGGGGUGGAUGGGGACUGCUGCCUGCCGAGGGGCAAGUCUCCUGGACAUGAUGGUCUUGGAGGAGCAGAGCCUGAAGGAGCGUCUGUUGAAGAGCAUCGCCAUGUGUCGGAAGGAGCUUGACACCCUCUGCAGGGAGCUCCAGCUGGACCCCUUCGAGGCAGAGGAACAAAGUACCAUUCUGCAGAUGGAGAAGGAUUUGCGUGCCCGUGUGGAAGUGAUGUUAAAGCAGAAAAGGGACAGGAAGCAGGAGCUGAAAACCCUGCAAGAGCGAGAUCAAGACUUGUGCGACAUCCUCUGCACAACCCCAUUCUGCAUUGACAGCAAUGCUGUGCCCAGCCUGGAGGACCUGGAUCGUUACAGGCGCCACUUGGCUGCCCUGACCACUGAGAAGGAGCAAAGGCGAGAACAGUUUGUCAACAGCAAGCGGCAAAUCAUCCUCCUCAUGGAGGAGCUGGACCACACUCCAGACACAAGCUUUGAGCAGGACGUGGUGUGUGAGGAUGAGGAAGCCUUCUGUCUGUCUGAGGAGAACAUUGCUGCUCUCCAGAAUCUGCUGCAGCAGCUGGAAGCCCGGCGAGCCCUGAACGAAGCUGUGUGCACAGAGCUGCGCUCCAGAAUCAUUGCGCUUUGGGAAAGGCUGCAGGUUCCUGUGGAGGAGAGAGAGUCUUCUGCAGUGCACAUGACGGGGUCGAGAGCCAAAACCAGGAAAGCUCUGCAGUUGGAAGUGGACCGUCUGGAGGAGCUGAAGCUGCAGAACAUGAAAUCUGUGGUUCAGGCAAUCCGGGCAGAGCUGGCUGACUACUGGGACAAGUGCUUCUACAGUCAGGAGCAGAGGGAAGGCUUCAGUCCCUAUUACGAUGAGGACUAUACAGAGACCCUGCUCGAGCUCCAUGAUGCUGAGGUGGGGAAGAUGAAGAGCUACUAUGAGACACACAAAGAUCUGUUUGAGGGUGUCCAGAAAUGGGAGGAGAACUGGAAGCAGUUCCUGGAGCUGGAGAGGAAAGCCACUGACCCCAGUCGCUACACCAACCGUGGGGGGAAUCUGCUGAAAGAAGAGAAGCAGCGAGCAAAGCUGCAGAAGAUGCUUUCCAAGCUGCAGGAGGAGCUGGAGAGCAGGGUCCAGGCCUGGGAGCAGGAGCAGGAGGGGGCUUUCCUGGUGAAGGGGCAGCAGUUCAUGGAGUACGUGAGGGAGCAGUGGCAGCUGUACCGCCUGGAGAAAGAGAAGGAGAAACAGGAGCGGCACCUGAAGAAAAGCCGCCAGAUUGAGGCAGAGAUGAUGUACGGAAGCACCCCACGGACACCCGUCAAGCGCCGGGUGCUCGGCCCCCACACGCCUGGCAAAGUAAGGAAGCUCAACGGCACUUCCAUCUCCAGCGCUACACCCAACAGCACCGUUCGUUCAGCUUUUGGGGGAACCAUCUACCACUCACCAACGUCUCGGUUGCCACCUUCUGGAGGGAAGUUUGGCCAGGCUCGGACUCCCAACUGCGCGGCUGCGAAGCCCCGCCGUCCCGGACACAGGGAGCAGAACAAGGAGAACGUGUCCCAGCUGAACGGAACCACCCUGAGCGGUGGGUGCACCCCUACAGCCCCUGCCCAGCGUAACCACAGCGUUAGUUCUGUUGCCAGCACCUAUUCUGAGUUUGCGCGCGAACUUUCAAAGGCUUCCAGGUCUGACAGCAGCUCCCGCGUCCUGAACUCCACCACCACCACUGCCUUCUGCUGA